AUGUAUGCUUUUGUUCGGUUCUUGGAAGACGACAUGUGCUACGCGUUAUCCGUUUCAGACGUGACAGAUUUCAGACCUCUGCACAAAAGUGAUUUUGAUCAUCAGAAGGUGUAUCUGGUUCACAGAACUGAGGAGAAUGGCAACGCAGGCCAGCCGUGUGAAGCACAGAUCCUUGCCCUUGCAGAGACGGUAGAAGAAUUUGAAGACAGUAUAAUGCAAAAGAAGAUGAAAAUUCCCAAGAUGUCCAACAAGAAUUCAGGAAAAUCUUUUGAAAACCAUUUUGGGGAGGAGAGGCUGCCACUCCGACAUAAAAAGGCUGUGUCACUGGACCAAGGACGCCCCAUGUCUAACUCCUCCAAGAGCCUGGCAGCAGUAGUUGCUCGCUUGGAAAGAAAUGCUGCCAGUUCUUGUAUGGAGGGAGAAGAAGACCUGGAGGAGGACCGACUGGCUGAAGAAGAAGAGGACGGGGAGGAUGAGGAGGAGGACAUGGAGGCAGAUUAUCAACAUCAUCACCAGCAGCAGCAGCAACAACAAGAACUGGAGGUGGAGACGGAUUGUGUAUCUGAGGUGGCUACAGCUGUGGUACCCAGAGUCCUGUAUGAAGAGCUGGUCCACAGCUACAGGCAGCAGGAAGAGGAGAUGAGGAGGCUUCAGCAGGAGCUGGAGAGGACACGCAGGCAGCUGGUGCAACAGGCCAAGAAGCUGAAGGACUAUGGCAGCCUGCUUACAGAGGUCAAAGAGCUGAGAGACUUCAACAGGAGGCUCCAGGACGUACUCCUCAUGAGACUGGGAAGUGAGCCAAUGCAUGACAAUGGCACUCAGACAAUCAAAGCGGAAGUGGUGGAGCCCACAGUUGAGGCCCAGGAGGCAUGCAGAGAAGAAGCCAAUGCCAGCUCCAGCCAGUCACCCUCACCUCGAACAGUGUACACCUGCAAUGAAGGGAAGGUACACCUAGGUGGAGGGAUCUGGGUAGAGGAGGAGAAGUGGCACCAACUACAGCGGACCCAGGGAGAUUCCAAGUUCACCAAGAAUCUGGCUGUGAUGAUCUGGGGCACCGAGACGCUGAAGAACCGCAGCGUUACCGGAGUUGCUACCAAGAAAAAGAAAGAUGCUCUGCCCAAACCUCCACUCUCUCCCAGCAAGCUAAAGAUAGUUAGAGAGUGUCUCUAUGACCGAGUCUCUCAAGAAACAGCUGACAGUGCGGAGAUCACACAGAGGUUGUCCAAAGUGAACAAAUACAUCUGUGAAAAGAUCAUGGACAUCAACAAGUCCAUCAAGAAUGAGGAGCGGCGGGAAUCCAAGCUGCUCAUCAGGCAGACGGUUAAGAUGGAGAACUUCACUUAUGAUGGCAUGUAG
Lampris incognitus (smalleye Pacific opah) is the source of this 1356-nucleotide messenger RNA. RefSeq names its product BEN domain containing 5 (gene bend5). The transcript has 6 exons. The record is from RefSeq and is a predicted model, not a curated record. Gene Ontology annotation, molecular function: DNA binding. Lineage: Eukaryota; Metazoa; Chordata; Actinopteri; Lampriformes; Lampridae. Gene Ontology annotation, biological process: negative regulation of DNA-templated transcription. Bases 1 to 1356 code for a protein of 451 amino acids.